Molecule: messenger RNA, 1070 nt
Organism: Panicum virgatum (switchgrass)
Lineage: Eukaryota; Viridiplantae; Streptophyta; Magnoliopsida; Poales; Poaceae
Exons: 3
Coding region: 195-668 (157 amino acids)
Biological process (GO): thylakoid membrane organization
Cellular component (GO): chloroplast thylakoid membrane
Source: RefSeq, a predicted model, not a curated record
AGCAGACAAGUUGAGAAUCACAGAGAUCCCCACCCCAACCGGUGACCGCCGCCAAUCCUCGGCCUCGCAUCCGCCGGUGGCCGCCGGGGGCGUCGAGCACCCAACCCCCCACCAACCCGCGCUGCUAGAGAACUCCAUCGCCUCCACGAAAGCGCACACGCACACGCGCACACCGGAAGACGGAGGCGAGAACCAUGGCGCCACCUGCCGCGUCCCUCUCCCCCGUCUGCUGCGUCCCCUUCCCGGCCUCGGCCCCCCGCCGCGCCUCCCCCUCCUCCACCAGAAGGCUCCCCAGACUCGCGGCCCGGAGCGGCGGCGGCGGCGGCGGCGGCGGUUCACGCCCCGAGCCCAAGCCAGGUGACAACGAGAGCAAGGCCGUCCUCGACGCCUUCUUCCUCGGGAAGGCCUUCGCGGAGGCGCUCACGGAGCGGGUCGAGUCGGUGGUGGGCGAGGUGUUCAGCGUCGUCGGGCAGUGGCAGGCCGAGCAGCAGAAGCAGGUGCAGGAGUUCCAGGAGGAGGUAGUUCAAAGAGCCCAAAAAGCUAAGGAGAGAGCUGCAACAGAAGUUCCUGAUGAUAAGGGGCCAAAGACUCUAAGGGAACCUUCAGCUACAAUUGAGACGCCUGCACCUACGACGCCUUCCCCCGCUACUCCCACACAGGCAGAAUAGUCCUAGCCUUCUUGGUGGUGAUGAAGAGUUGCUGCUGUAUGUAGAUGGAGUUCCAUGAGGAAACAAAAAGUUUGUACGGACUCUCACCUGAUAUGUAUCAGUCUAAAUAGCCUUUGCAAUUUAGCAUUUCAGUUAAGAAUCAAAGCGACAACUUUUCAUACGAAUGGAAUGGUAGACAUUAGUUCACUUUCAUAUCUGAGAGAGAGCUUUUGCUUCUAUAACCAAUAUGCAUGUUUGAGUAUGUGCAAUAUCAUUCUUAAGAAACACAACUUCAAAAGCCUUGAAAACAGGAUAUGGUGGUUGUCUUGAUGUAUGCUAUUUAUAACUUUGAAUGAGGAUUCUGCUGCAAAAGCUUCAGAGGAGAUAUGUAAGAGUGAUUGAUCAACAAAAUAACUUGAAUCA